UCCAAAGCCAAUUUUUUUUUUCAGCCAUAGCAGCCCGGAUCCUGCUCCCUUGUGCAAAUUUGCCAUUAAAAUAGAUUCAAAAAUACUUUGCGACUUGAAAUACUGGCCCCAAAAGGUUCGAAGAUCUCUUGCCAAAUCGCUAUACAGGACGCCAUCAUGGCAACUCCGCCGGCUCAACCCACCGAGCCAUCUGCGACUCCCGCUGUCGCAACGUUCAAACCGAUUCACAGCCUUGUCCUGGAUACCGGUCCAUUGAUCAAGAACGAUCCUCCUGCCAGCGUCCUCAUCUCCAAAGCCGAAAAGCUAUACACCCUCCCCAACAUCAUCAGCGAAAUCCGCGACGCCGCGACUCGCUCUCGAGUCGAAACGACGCUGCUACCGUUUGUCACUAUACGAUCCCCAAGACCAGAAAGCCUAAAGUUUAUUGCCGACUUUGCGAAGAAGACUGGUGACUAUGGAGUGCUCAGCAAGCCAGAUAUGGAGGUGCUCGCGCUGGGAUACGAGCUAGAGUGCGAGAGGAAUGGCGGCGAUUGGAGACUGAGGAAUACACCGGGUCAGAAAAGUGUGAACGGACGGCCACAGCAAAAUAAGCAGACGACGGAAGAAGAACAAAAGAAGCCGGAGCAAACAGAGGAAGCUCAGCAGACUGAUUCCCAACAGAGCCCGGAAGCCGCUGAUGUCCAAACAGAGUCACAGCCUCAGCUAGAUGCCGAGACAAAACUCAACGAUGAUAUGCAGACUCUGAGCCUGGGAGCCUCGGGCAGCAGUGAAGAGCAAGCUGAGGAGUCCAGCACACCAGCAGCCGUCGAGAACGCUCCUGAGGCCUCUUCCCCGGCAGCACAGUCUGAAGAACAGCCCGAAGAGGCGUCAGAAGACUCUGAUGACGAAGGCUGGAUCACUCCCUCCAAUCUCAAGAAGCAGCAGGCCAAGGACUCUGGCGCAAAUGGCACCAACGACAAUGGCCCUCCCAAAACUCUGCAGGCUGCCAUCCUGACCUCCGAUUACGCCAUGCAAAACGUUGCGCUGCGCAUCAACCUCAACCUCGUCACACCGUCCCUAUCUCGCAUCACAUAUCUCAAGACGUGGGUGCUACGCUGCCAUGGCUGCUUCAACAUCACCAAGGACAUGGACAAGCAAUUCUGCCCCAAGUGCGGCCAGAGCACUCUUACCAGGACGAGCUGCUCAACGGACCAGCAUGGAAACUUCAAGAUCCACCUCAAGCAGGGCUUCCAAUGGAACACGAGGGGAAAUGUGUUUAGCGUGCCGAAGCCGGUCCAUGGCAGCGCCAACGGAAGACUGCCCAAGAACGUGGGCGGCAAGAAUAACUGGGGCAGAGAUUUGAUCUUGGCUGAGGACCAGAAGGAGCAUACCAAGGCCUUGGAUGAACAGCGCAGACAGAGGAAGAAGGACCUCAUGGACGAUGAUUUCUUGCCGGGCCUUUUGACUGGUCACAGGUCUGGGGCGGGUGGUAAGAUCAAGGUUGGUGCUGGGCGAAACGUGAACUCGAGGCGGAAGAGGUAAAUGGAGAUGGGAUAUUGGCUGGCUGGACUUGUAUAUAAAGAGUAAUGAAUGAGACUGGGGGGAAAAAAUGGAUCAAGAUAGACGGCAAAAAAAAGCAAUUGCAAAUUCAAUAACCACGAUGGUGAA
Molecule: messenger RNA, 1647 nt
Organism: Trichoderma asperellum CBS 433.97
Lineage: Eukaryota; Fungi; Ascomycota; Sordariomycetes; Hypocreales; Hypocreaceae
Biological process (GO): maturation of SSU-rRNA; ribosomal small subunit biogenesis
Cellular component (GO): preribosome, small subunit precursor
Molecular function (GO): RNA endonuclease activity
Source: RefSeq, a predicted model, not a curated record